AACCCACCAGAUACUGUAUGGUGGUUUAAACACUCGCAUCUAUACUUUCAAAGCAAAAUGGGCCCUCUGCAUUUGGUUACAUUACAAUUUAUUAUCUAUGCAUAUUCAGCAUAUGGUGGACCUAUUAACGAUGACCAAGAACUAAAACCAUGUCCAAAAAUCAAACCUUUCAAAAAAGUCAACAUUGAUCAGUUAUUGGGGAAAUGGUUUUUGGCUAUAAUGGUGAUAGAAUCGGAACACGAAGAAUUUGUUGAAGAUGGUGUUUGCAUUCAUGGUGAACUUUUGCGAUAUAAUAAAACCACGCUGAGACAAGUAUGGAACAUCGAUAAUCCAUUAUUAAUUGGUGAUCACAGUGCUGUAAUUGAAUUGCCAACAAUAGAAAAUGAAAUAGGAAUUUGGUCAAUACAAAGUCCUUUAGGAGGAGAUAUAACAGCAACAAUAAUUGAUGCAGAUCCUGACACACAUUUGAUAUUGGCGUUUUGUGGUAAAAAAGGAUCAGACUUAUUACACAUGUGGACUGUAGUUGUCACACGUCAAAAUGGAAUUUCAGCACCAGAAUCUUUAAGAUUGUCAGCCAUUUUGGUCAAACAUGGUUACAAUCCAAUGGCAAGUAAAAUUAUAAGCUGGAAAAAUUGUCCGAUUUAUACCAUGAUACCUUGAAGUAUUAAGUUAUUUUGUAAUUAUAAACCAAUAGAAAAAUAAAUAAAAAUACAGAAUUAUACAAUUUU
Molecule: messenger RNA, 728 nt
Organism: Rhopalosiphum maidis (corn leaf aphid)
Lineage: Eukaryota; Metazoa; Arthropoda; Insecta; Hemiptera; Aphididae
Exons: 3
Coding region: 58-660 (200 amino acids)
Source: RefSeq, a predicted model, not a curated record